Molecule: messenger RNA, 1152 nt
Organism: Rangifer tarandus platyrhynchus (Svalbard reindeer)
Lineage: Eukaryota; Metazoa; Chordata; Mammalia; Artiodactyla; Cervidae
Source: the annotation of a GenBank genome assembly
AUGAGCGAGACGGUUGUGUGCACCAGCCGGGCCACGGUGAUGCUCUACGAUGACAGCAACAAGCGCUGGCUGCCCGCCGGCACGGGCCCGCAGGCCUUCAGCCGCGUCCAGAUCUAUCACAACCCCACCGCCAACUCCUUCCGGGUGGUCGGCCGCAAGAUGCUGCCGGACCAGCAGGUGGUCAUCAACUGUGCCAUCGUCCGGGGUGUCAAGUAUAACCAGGCCACCCCCAACUUCCACCAGUGGCGCGACGCCCGGCAGGUCUGGGGCCUCAACUUUGGCAGCAAGGAGGAUGCCACGCAGUUUGCCAACGGCAUGGCCAGUGCCCUAGAGGCCUUGGAAGGAGGUGGGCCCCCACCCCCACCACCACCUACAGCGCCUCCCACCUGGUCUGCCCAGAAUGGCCCCUCCCCAGAGGAGAUGGAGCAGCAGAAAAGGCAGCAGCAGUCAGAGCUCAUGGAGCGCGAGCGCAGAGCCUCCAACGCAGGAGGCCCGCCUGCUCCCCCAGCUGGGGGACCACCACCGCCCCCGGGACCUCCCCCUCCUCCGGGUCCACCCCCACCCCCUGGGCUCUCCUCCUCAGGGGUCUCGGCCGCCCCACAGGGAGCAGGGGGAGGCCCACCCCCAGCACCCCCUCUCCCCACAGCACAAGGGCCCAGUGGUGGAGGGACUGGGGCCCCCAGCCUGGCCUCAGCCAUUGCCGGCGCCAAACUCAGGAAAGUUAGCAAGCAGGAGGAGGCUUCAGCGGGGCCCGUGGCCCCCAAAGCUGAGAGCAGUCGAAGCACAGGCGGGGGCCUCAUGGAAGAGAUGAACGCCAUGCUGGCCCGGAGAAGGAAAGCCACGCAAGUUGGGGAGAAGCCCGCCAAGGAUGAAUCUGCCAGUCAGGAGGAGUCAGACGCCAGAAUCCCAGCCCACAGUGAAUCUGUGCGGAGACCCUGGGAGAAGAACAGCACAACCUUGCCAAGGAUGAAGUCGUCUUCUUCAGCGACCACUUCCGAGGCCCACCCCGCUACACCUAGCUCCAGUGACGAGUCAGACCUGGAGAGGGUGAAACAGGAGCUUCUGGAAGAGGUGAGGAAGGAAUUGCAGAAAAUGAAAGAGGAAAUAAUUGAAGCCUUUGUCCAGGAGCUGAGGAAGCGGGGUGCCCCCUGA